Messenger RNA from Phycomyces blakesleeanus NRRL 1555(-), 513 nucleotides. RefSeq lists its product as hypothetical. NCBI's taxonomy places the organism in Eukaryota, Fungi, Mucoromycota, Mucoromycetes, Mucorales, Phycomycetaceae. The record is from RefSeq and is a predicted model, not a curated record. The transcript is spliced from 5 exons. Bases 1 to 513 code for a protein of 170 amino acids.
AUGUCGGGUACUACACUGUCUUUGUCACCGUUUGACAUUACCAGCUGGGACCAGAUCAAAUUAUUCGAUACCGGCAAGAAGAAUGACGCUGCAUACUCCCAGGCUAUCCAGGCUGUCCAGGAUGCCCAGGAUGUUCCGCCAGGCUGCCCCGCUAUUCUACCAUAUAAUCCUCUUAAUGAAGAAAUCUACAAAUGCAAAAGAAUGGAGACAAAAGAAAUUUUGGCGCUUUUAAUGAAGCACACAAAUCUACUUGACAAGAAAACAGUCAGCAGCUUUGGAAAGUGGCUCAAGUCAUCCAAAGUAGAUCUGCUUGACUCUCCUGACAAGAGAGUUUUCACCUGCGACAAUAAGAAAUAUAUUCGUCUCUCCAGCAAAGCAAAUGGACCAAUGAGCGGAAGAGGCAAAAGGUGUUCUUCACGACCUCAGAUCUUACAACUUGGCAUUCCACCAGACCACUCCCCCAAACCAUUCAAAAAAAAAUUAGAGUACUUGAUCUUUAAAAUCCCAUCAUAA